GUCAAUAAAAUGGAUUUACUUGGUUUCACGGCAAUGCAUCAUGCAGCUAGACACGGUCACUGGAACUGUGUGUCAUUCCUCAUUAGUUUUGGCGCCAAUAUUUGGAUUAUGGAUAACGAACUACAUACGGCUCUCGAUAUUGCGGCUCUUGAGAACAGGGAAGAUAUUGUGAAACUACUUGAUGCUGCCCAGAACGAACAAGUCAGGAAAAACCCAAAAGUUAUCCAAAAAUUGAAAGAAAAGGCGAUGAAAGACUCGGAUAAUAAUUUGAAGCAAUAUCAAAGACUGCAAGAUAAAGCAGCAAAAGACUUGGCAAAAGAAAAAAGACAAAUGGAAAGAGAAGAAAGCAUUCAGAACGGAAAUGAUUUCAAAGCACCGAGUAAGAAAAAUUUCGUAAAAACACUUACACAGAGAAUAAAGGGAAAUACGGCAAAGUCAAAGGCGACUCGUGGUAGAGCUGAAGCUUUUUCGGCCUUUGCAAACGGUGGAACAACCCGAGGCGCCUCAUCUCGUUCACGUAUAUCAGACGGGAACAAUGAAUUCAAUAUCAGUGAAGUAGAUGAUACUGGUAGGAGAACUUUGAGAUCAAUUCGUGGAACUGCCUCCAGAAAAGAUGGACAGGUAUUAUAUGUUAAAAACAUCGACAUAGAUGGUUCAGAUGAAAAGACAAUCGAUAAUAGCGCACGUGGUGCUAUUACAAACAUAUUUCCAGAUGCAGCUAUAGGUGGCGAUGCUAGAGAUUCGGGUGUUGACGAAAGUUUUGAAGAUGACGAAAGUGCCCCUGGAAUUUUUAAUCGUCCAAGUUUUGGAAACAUAUGUUUUCUUGGCAGCCACUUCCAACACACGAACAGUUUUCAAAAUCAAGCUAAUGUUUCGUUAGAUGAAACAGAUGCUGGAUAUCAAAACGGGGAUCUUUCAAAUGGUUUAGAUGGCAACAAUACUGAUGGUAAAAGAUUAAGUAGUGGGACAGAAUCAUAUAUUGAAGCUGAUAAAGAUUUGCCAUGGAAAGCAGAAGAUGUGGAAGAGCUAGAUGAUGAUGAAGAUGAUGAUUCUGAAUAUACACCAGUCAUCAUGUUCUUGGAAGGAUGCGGACUAAGACUAUACACACAUUUGUUUCUAGAUUCCGACGUAGAUAUGGAUGCUUUAAUGAUGUUAACAAACCAAGACUUUCAGGACAUGGGUUUACCUAUUGGACCAAGAAGAAAACUAAUGGAUGCUAUUCAGAGAAGACGAGUUGUGCUUACCGAACCUGCUCAAAUGUAUGACAGUCAAUUAUAAACAAAAAUAUACUGGAGGCUAUCAGCCAAAAAAUAUUAACUUAUUUUCAUCAAAAUAUAAUUUUCAUUUUCUCUAAGUCAUAUCACUUCUAACCAUCAAAUUUUCUGUAUAUUGAGCUUCGAAUAUUGUACAUUCCGCGUGUAUUCCGUGCCUCGUAUACUUCAUCCUUUUGUAUAUAUGGAUAUAUGUACAUGACCAUAUUUCUUUCAUAUUGAUAUAGUAUUAUGUUAUAAAGUUACUUUUUCGAUCUCUCAAAUUAAAUGCAUUUAAAGCUUUUUGGUAAAACUUCAAGGUCAUUGUCAUAGUGAAUUUAAAUAUUUUUAAUUCUAACACACUGUAUAUAUCGAGCUUGUAUGAUACAUAGUGGUCACCUAGUUAGAAUAUUGAUGUCUUGUAUAUAGAUGGGCAUAUUUAGAAAGGUAUUAAAUCAUAUUGUUGUAAAACAUGUGCUUUAUAUUUUACCCGUUAUUUAGGGUAUAAAUAUUAAAGCACGAUGGAAUGUUGCAUAUUUAUUUACAUAUUUACUAGAAACAUACUAACAAAAUGCCUGAAAGAUGUUAAGGAAUAUCUUACAAGAAUAAAACUUCAUUAUAUAUAGGCGGUCAUGACGCAAUUUGUCGGAGCAUAUAAACUAGACUUUGUUUGUUUAUCAUCACAUAAAGUCCGUGGAAUACUAAUGUUUAAUAUAAUUAUGAUGAAUUAGAGUUAUACAGGCUAAACACUGCAUUAGCCGGUGCUAGAGGGCGUGAGAGGUGUUGCCCCUUUCAUUAUCUCUCAUCAACAGACUCAAUUAAACCGAGCCUGUAAUGUUCACCUUUUUAUAAUGUUUUCGUUGCCUUCAAGGGAUAUCCCCUUUUUCAGAUAUUUAAGCUACAUCUUUAUGUAUUUAUGUUAUUAUAGGAGCUGAGCAAAAAUAAGUACUCAAGUAAAUAAGAAUAGCCAGUAAGACAAUUUUGAAAUUAAAUGAUUACAAUGAUGAAACUCCGUGACAUGUUUGUAUUAGUUAAAGUUAGGUCAGGUGAACUAAAGCUAGAAUAUUUUAAGAGUGACUUAUUUUUUUAUCGCAACGGUUACUCUAAGAUUGGCAACUGUAGCUUUUAUUUUUUCAAAAUAUUAAUCAGGAAAUCAUAAAUUGUAGAGUUGUGUUAAAAUUUGUAUAAUUAUUUGACCGUCAAGAAGGCUGUUUUGUUUUUAUCUUGUACUUGUUAUGUUUGACCAAGUAUAAUUUGGACAUUUUCUCAAUGAAAUAAAGAUUCUUUGAAAAAAAUAAGAC
Molecule: messenger RNA, 2551 nt
Organism: Ruditapes philippinarum (Manila clam)
Lineage: Eukaryota; Metazoa; Mollusca; Bivalvia; Venerida; Veneridae
Product: ankyrin repeat and SAM domain-containing protein 4B-like
Molecular function (GO): protein binding
Source: RefSeq, a predicted model, not a curated record